ACAGUAUUCGGUGCACCUGGCAACACGGAAGAUUUACAAAUGGCGACGGCCGCUAUUCAAUCAUUGAAGAACGGGAACACUGACAAUGUAAACAAACCAACAUGUGACAUGCCCUGUGCGAUUGAUGCGAGGUAGAUAUCAUCUCGAGAUACUUAGAUGACAUAGAAGACGGGCAUCCAGGUGGGAGAAUAUCUAGCCGUACAUCGGGAAGAUGAGUGAAACGGCCAGAAUGUCGACCAACUCAAGUCCGACACGGUCAACUAAAGACAUGGACUCGAGCAAGAGUCCGGAGAGACAGGAACGGAAGGUGAUCCCCCAGGAUCAGAAGCUGGAGAACAGGCUGAACAUGAAGGACUUGGAGCGUCUCCAGGGAAACUUCAUGAUGGAGGGCGAGGGUUACGACAACCGUCUCAGUCUCAACAAGGCCCAGUUCUGUGAAGCUCUGUCUCUCCUGCUGAGGAAGGGAUCGAGAGAUGAGUACGCGGAACUGUUUGACAAGAUCGACGUGACGCGGGAGGGGACGGUGGACUGGGACAAGUUCGCCUCUCACAUGCUGCUGGAGUUCUACGAGCGCGACGACCGCGUCAAGUCCACGCAGGUGCCCCAGUGGAGGGAUCUCAAGUCUCUUCCCAGCCCUCACAAGGACGUGAUACAGCGAGUUGCAUACUUUAAGAAUACCCACAGAUACAUCGCCAUCAGUAAGGAAGGGUCGAUCUCCAUGUGGGGUAUGGACCUACGGAGUCAGCGCACCAUCAAGACCGGCACCGACUCGUGUAAGGCCCGAGACUUGUGGGUCACGCACUUCGUGCCUCUGCAGAACAUCAACAAGAUUGCCCUAGCCUUCACCAGCAAGGAAAUAGCCAUUUAUGACCUGAGCAGCAAGAUUGAGUUCAACUGUCAGUACAAAGUGCAGGACCUGCCCUACACUCCGCUGUGUCUGGACUACUGGUCCAACCCUAACAACGUGAACGAGUCGAUCCUGGCCUGGGGAGACGUGGGCGGCUUCAUCAACAUCCUCUUCUUCAGCUCCGCCAACAUCGCCCUCUUUGAACGUCCACCAGCCCCUGCUGGCGAGAAGCAAGCAUGGCAGGAGCCGUGUCUGAACGUGCGGCUGGCGGACAUCGUGGGUGGUCGCUACAAGAACGCAACCUACACCAAGUACGAGGGACAUCGAGAGAAGGCCAAGGGCGAGUGGGUCCGAGAAGUUCGGUAUUCUCAGUAUCUGGAAUGUUUCAUCAGCUGUGCGACCACCACCUUGAACGCUGUUGUGAUUGGCUGGAUGGAGAAACAUACAUCUGUCAAUCAAAACAUUGAAUUGAUGAGGGGUGCACAGCCAAACAAGAAGGAGAUUCAGAGACAAUCUGACUUUACUAUAUCUCAGGGUGUCAACUCAUUUGACUACAAUGAUCGCCUUAAUCUCAUCGCUACGGCGGGUGUCAACAACCACGUGUGUCUGUGGAACCCCUACGUCGUGUCCAAGCCAAGUGGCGUGCUCCGGGGUCACAUGGCGAGCGUGGUGCAGGUGCAGUUCAUCACCAGCAGGGGCCAGCUCAUCAGCUUCUCCAAGGACAAGGUGCUGCGAGUGUGGGACGUGCAGCUGCAGGUGUGCAUCCAGCGCCUGGCCGGCAUGUUCCCCAAGGGGCCUGAAGUGCAGAGUACUCUGUUCUUUGACGAGGGCAAGGACCGCAAUGGGAACGACCGAAGCCGCCUGUUCAUCACUUUCAACUACCAGCUGACUGCCAUGGACAUGAAAGUCGAGAUCCGAGACCGCAUCAUGUCCCACGAGAAGCCCAUCGUAGCUGCCCUGUACAAUAACACGUACAACCAGGUCGUCAGUGUGUGUCAGGCGGGGAGCAUCAUCGUCUGGCUGAUUGACACGGGUCAGAAGGUCAAGCAGUUCAACAGUUCCCAUGGCAACUCGGAGGUGACCUGCAUCACUCAGGACCCGAGUGAAACCCGCCUGUACACGGGCAGCACGGACGGCACCGUCAAGGUGUGGGACUUCAAUGGUCACUGCUACCACAGCCUGGAGUGUUCUGGAGGGCAGCCUGCAGAUGUUGGCCAGAUCCUGGUCCUGAAGAGAUCCGUGCUGGUGGUGGGCUGGGCCAAGUUUGUGACUGUGUUCCGGAACAGCGCCUUCCGUGACUACCACGUGCAGCCGUCCGACUGGAAGGGAGGUCAGGAGCACGUGGAGGACAUCCUGUGCGGGUCCUUCCAGAGCCCGAAUGUCCUGGCGACCGGGUCGUAUGACGGGGAGGUCGUCGUCUGGAACACCAACUCGGAGCAGGCGUCGCGGCACCUCAACCAGCGCGCGCGCAAGAAGAACCUCACCAGGGGGAAGUCCAUGAUGCUGAAGGACAAGGAGCCCAGUCAGCUGGCUCCGGUUGCCGAACACUCCGACAGCAAGUCAACCGUCGGCUCCAUCACAUCAAUGGAGGUCAGGCCCAAGUCUCGGCCCAAGUCCCGCGCCCUUUCUCGAGUCAGUCAAGGCAGCAGCGACCAGAGUGAGUUCAGCAUGGCUGUUGCUAAGCUGCUGUUCCUGGAGACAAGGAAAGGUAAUUCUGCAGGGGGCGGUGCCAACCUGGUGUCGUGUGGCGGCAACGGAUGGGUGCGCUUCUGGAACACGUCCAAGAACGUCUUACUGGCUGAGUUUGUUGCCCAUCUCCACGCUGGCAGUAUCAUAAUGGCGACUGACAAGAAGAACCAGUAUCUGGUGACGGGCGACGUCGAUGGCCUGGUGAAAGUCUGGGAGAUCAGCGAGUACUGUACUCAUCAUGUAGACAAGCCAUUACAGACACCUCCCCCUCUGAAGUGCCAGUACCAGCCUCACCACGAUAUGAUCAACUCACUGGACCUGUGUGAGCGCAACGACCGCGCCCUCGUCAUCUCCGCCUCCUCAGACUGCAGCGUUGCGGUCUGGGACGUCCACGGCAACAAGCUGGGAGUCUUCGGUCAGGAGGAGCAUUGGAAGAUCGAGCCGUACGACCCCACAGCCGAGGAGGAAGAGGAAGACACGAAACAGGACGUUGCUGCUGAGAAGCUGGACAUUGACCUUGUUGAAUCGGAUGCUGAGAGUCAGUGGGAGCCGGACGAGUCCGCAAUAUGCCAGCCCCAGGACUAUCGCCUCAACACAUGGAACAACACUGUCCUCGGCAAAGACUACCAAGAGCUGCGGGUGCGGAAGCGAGAGCGGCGCCAGCCCGGCACUAUCCCCAACCUGCCGUACCUGCACUGGGAGCGGACCGGAGCGCCACCUGCUGGGCCCUACUCUGCCUUGGAGACGAAGGAGUUGGAUGAUGUUCGCCCACUGGUCAAACCUGAUGCUGAGAAGUACUUCCAGGAGAGACCCGGCAGCUCCGACCUCAUCCCCAAACUCCCGGAGUUAGCUGACACGCUGAAGACUGCCUACGAUGAGAAGUCCCUGUUUCCCCGGUACAUCCUGGACUAUGAGAAACGCUUCCACGAGAUGAGGAGAAACCCAUCCCAGGUCAACCACAGGGUGCUGCGCACCAACUUCCAGACAAUCGGAGUCGGCAUGGGACAGAUGGCCAAGCAAUCACCGCGGAAGAGUAAAGGUCAACGGUUAAAACCCCUGCAGACACGGAAGAGUUCGGUCAGUGUCAGCGUCCACGACUGAAGCUUGUCCACAGUCACAGAAGUCCUCCUGAAGAUGUUGUGUUAACUGGGGUUUAUCAUCAGGUAUCGAGCAUUCUGUGCCACACCUAGGUUCAACAUGUCAGCCUGUGUUUUUCAAGGGGUGUAGUUAAAGCGUUGUAGUUAAAGCGUUCGCUCGUCACGCUGAAGACCCGGGUUCGGUUCCCAACAUGGGUACAAUGUGUGAAGCCCAUUUCUGGUGUCCCAUGCUGUGAUAGUUGGAAUAUUGCUAAAAACGGCGUAAAACCAUACUCUCUCUCACUGUGUUUUUAUGUCAUACCUGGGUGUCUUCUCGGCUAGAAAACAGAAUACUGGAUAACUUCUGCCAUAUGCACAAGCUUUUUAAGCUGCCUUGCUAAAAUAACAGGGUUCAACAGCUUCAUCCCCCAAUUUUUGAGGGGCGGUCGGGUAGCCUAGUGGUUAAAGCUUUCGCUCAUCACACCUAAGAUCGGGUUCGAUUCCAGACAUGGGUACAAUGUGUAAAGCCCAUUUCUGGUCUCCCCUGCUGUGACAUUGCUGGAAUAUUGCUAUAAGCCGUGUAAAACCAUACUCUCUAUCAUCCCCCUAUUUUAUAAUUAGUCAUGCUGUUGUUAUUAGCACCAUGAGACAAACAUGGGUAUACAAUAUUCUGUAGGUGUAUCGUCUCUUUGCAAUACAGGCUGGUCGGGUAGCCUAGUGGUUAAAGCGUUCACUCGUCACACUGAAGAUCCAGGUUUGAUUCCCGACAUGGGUACAAUGUGUGAAGCCCAUUUCUGGUGUCCCCCGCCAUGAUAUUGCUGGAAUAUUGCUAAAAGCGGCGUAAAACCAUACUCACUUUGCAAUACAAGGAGGUGCAUGGCCCAGUUGCUGCUUGGCUUCGUGUGGAGUUACAUCCCUUAGGCAUACCAGGAUCUGAUGACUGAUUCUGAUUCUUGGUUUGUCAGCUCAUGGGUUUCAUCAAAUGUCGGGUACCCUGACAUGAAGGGAUACGACUGAAAUGGUGUUUAUGCAGAGUUUGAUCCAUAUAACAAUAAUAAAAAAAUAAUCCCCUAUAAAAAAUCUAAUAUUUUUUGUGGUGGUGACAUGUCCGUGUUCGGUCCCCACCUAUUAUACAAUUCUGAGUUGGAGGUCACCAGCAACUAUGGUGGUCGUAAGAGGGUACAAUUUGGGGGGGGGCUCAGUGAGCUGGUCGAUUGGGUGUCAUUGUCCCCCGAUGACGUUGAUCGUUACUCACAAUAAUCAUCACUGGAUUGUCUGGUCUGGUCUGACAUCAAAUGGCUGAAAUAUUGUCGAGUGCAGCGUUAAACAACAACAAACACAAACCCGUCCAGCCCAAAUUCAAAAGUGAAGUUUUUUCACAAUCUCAUUAAAAUCAGACCUUAGUCCUCGCUAUUGCUAAUUAAAGAUCUGAAGACAUCCCAUUAGGGGUUACGUCAGAACAACCUUUCAUCCGACCAAUCAGAGCGUCACUUACCAGAUCAUGAAAGUGACAGUCGGAAUGUGAUUUCUAAUCAUACAACCUCGAAAAUUUGUCAAGAUCUGUUUCGAAGCGUAGUCGCCAAUUUGAAAUUAGUGCCGUAGACCACGAGAAAGGUGCCUUCUGAUUGGUAAUUCCAUUUGUCGGUCGAAGUUUGCACAAGGUCGGUCUGACGUGACCCGUAAUGGGAUGUCCUCAGAUCUUUGUUUAGCGGUAGCAAGAACUAAGAUCUGAUUUUAAUGAGAUUGAGUAUUUUUUUAACCUAUUUUUUUAUUUGUCUGUGAUAUUUUGUGUGAUAUUUGUCUUUUGACAAUGUAUAUACUUUUUACUGUAAAUAUAUGUAUGCAUUUUAUAUAUCUAGAUGAUAUGCCAGAGUCAGAACUGUGAGCCAUGUAAUGAGUGAUUUAUUGUAUGAAAUAAACUUCAGUCAGUGAGA
Molecule: messenger RNA, 5546 nt
Organism: Haliotis rufescens (red abalone)
Lineage: Eukaryota; Metazoa; Mollusca; Gastropoda; Lepetellida; Haliotidae
Product: WD repeat-containing protein 49-like
Exons: 30
Coding region: 212-3637 (1141 amino acids)
Molecular function (GO): calcium ion binding; protein binding
Source: RefSeq, a predicted model, not a curated record